AUGUCAGCCUCGCCGUUGCUGUCGGCGGAGGAGACGACGCCGCCGUUGCAUGGCGUCGUCGUGAUCGCCCUCCCGGACCACGCCGACGACGGGGGCCGGGACGCGUUGCCCAGGAGCGAGGCGGCGGCGCCGGCGGUGAUGAGACGGGCGUGGAGGCUGCUGCGCCUGGCCACGGCGCCGCUCGUGGUGCUCGCGGCGUUCGCGGUGGCGGCGCACUGCUACGGCCUCUACUCCUUCCCCUUCUCCGGGGAGGAGGACUGGAAAUGGGGCGAGGGGCGCGCCUCAUCCUUCCUGCUGCCGCUGCACCCCAAGCCCAAGGCCGCCAGCGCCGGCGCCGGCGUCAAGGCGGAGGACUCGACCACGGCCGUGCUGCCGGAGAGGCAGUACUUCACUUCCAUAAACAUUGGCAAUCCUGCAAGGCCCUAUUUUCUUGAUAUUGAUACAGGGAGUGCACUCACAUGGAUCCAGUGUGAUGCACCCUGCACAAAUUGCACAAAGGGACCUCAUCCUUUAUACAAGCCCGCGAAAGAAAACAUGGUUCUCCCCAGGGAUUCACUUUGUGAGGAAUUGCAAGGCAACCAAAAUUACUGUGACACCUGCAAACAAUGUGAAUAUGAGAUCGCCUAUGCGGACCGAAGCUCAUCUGCCGGAGUUCUUGCGAGGGAUAACAUAAAGCUGAUCACCGCAGACGGUGAGAGGGCAAACAUGGACUUUGUCUUCGGGUGUGCACAUGAUCAACAAGGAAAGCUUCUGGACUCACCAGCAAGUACUGAUGGGAUCCUUGGCCUCAGCAAUGGGGCAAUGAGCCUCCCUACCCAGCUAGCCAAGCAAAGGAUCAUUUCCAACGUUUUCGGCCAUUGCAUCGCCACGGAUCCCAGCAGUAGUGGCUACAUGUUUCUCGGUGAUGAUUACGUUCCCAGAUGGGGAAUGACAUGGGUUCCCGUCCGUAACGGUCCAGAGGACGUGUACAGCACGGUAGUACAGAAAGUGAACUAUGGAGGUCAGGAGCUUAAUGUGCGAGAGCAGGCUGGGAAGCUGACUCAAGUGAUCUUCGACAGCGGGAGCUCAUACACUUAUUUUCCACAUGAAAUAUACACAAGCCUGAUUGCUUCCCUUGAAGCGGUCUCUCCAGGCUUUGUACGCGAUGAAUCAGAUCAAACGCUGCCUUUCUGCAUGAAGCCUAAUUUUACAGUGAGGUCUGUGGAUGAUGUGAAGCAACUGUUCAAGCCCUUGCUCCUGCAUUUCAGCAAAGCAUGGCUUGUGAUCCCAAGAAUGUUCGUAAUUUCUCCCGAGAACUACUUGAUCAUCAGCGACAAGGGCAAUGUCUGCCUAGGGGUGCUUGAUGGAACUGAGAUUGGCCACAGCUCAACAAUAGUAAUUGGAGAUGUUUCCCUCCGUGGGAAGUUGGUUGCGUAUGACAACGACGGGAAUCAGAUCGGAUGGGCUCAGUCAGACUGCAGCAGACCACAGAAAGCAAGCAGGGUUCCAUUCUUCCUUUCGAGAGCAUUGCUCGGUCAACUUCUUUAA
Molecule: messenger RNA, 1527 nt
Organism: Triticum turgidum subsp. durum (durum wheat)
Lineage: Eukaryota; Viridiplantae; Streptophyta; Magnoliopsida; Poales; Poaceae
Source: the annotation of a GenBank genome assembly